AUGAGUAAAACCUUCAGUCCUCUCGUCAAACCCACAGUCUGCUUCAGGAAUGACGUGAGUUCAUGCUCACGUUAUUUGACUGUUUUUUCAGGAGCUGAUAAGAACGUGGAGAACGACGAGCCGCUCUUCAACGACUCAUCAGAGGAAGACGAGGUCAAUGAUGCCGCCGUCCCCAUCUCACAGCCAAUCAGCUCCCGCAAGCGAGCGGCAGGACACACCCCCCUGGACCUCGCAAAGUGCCAAAAGGUGAGGAACCUUUUAAACUGCAGGCAGAGUUGUCAUAGCAACAAGAGGAUCAAAGCGAGCAGCACUGAAGAGCGUGAGGCGGGGGACGUCCUGGACGAGGACACGCUGUCGCGGCUGGUGGACGUGCUGAGCGUCAGCGACGUCCCCUGGAGGAAACUGGCGGAGAAGCUCGGGAUGAUGACGCUGACUCAUCUUUACCAGGACAGCGAAACGCCGUGUCAUCAUCUGCUGCAGCACUAUAAGCUAGGGGGCGGUCCGGUCAACAGUCUGGUUGACGCUCUUCAGUCGCUCGGUUUGUCGGACGGCGUUCAGCUGCUGAGACGUUCGGAGACAAGAGAAGACAAACACAGUACAGACGCGACAGUCGACAGUGGCUUCGGCAGUCAGCCCAUGGAGGAGGAGGAGGAGCCACAAGUGGCCAAUCAGUGAUGAGCGAGAGCUUCGUCAGGUCUGUUUUUAACGACCUCAUUCACAGACUGAUGUCAUCGAUGAGUUCAUUGAUGAGUUUUGAAGAAAGUUUAUCAUCAAAUUUCAAACAAAUCAUUUCAUCGUGACGACAAAUCCCAGACAAAAGUUCAUUUGUAAAUUUUUGUUUUCUGUUUUUUUUUCCACUAAUAUUUUCAUAGUUUUAAUGUUUUGU
Solea senegalensis (Senegalese sole) is the source of this 886-nucleotide messenger RNA. RefSeq names its product nuclear factor NF-kappa-B p100 subunit-like. The coding region runs from base 1 to 675 and encodes 224 amino acids. Lineage: Eukaryota; Metazoa; Chordata; Actinopteri; Pleuronectiformes; Soleidae. The record is from RefSeq and is a predicted model, not a curated record. Gene Ontology annotation, molecular function: protein binding. The transcript has 6 exons. Gene Ontology annotation, biological process: signal transduction.